Molecule: messenger RNA, 498 nt
Organism: Aureobasidium pullulans EXF-150
Lineage: Eukaryota; Fungi; Ascomycota; Dothideomycetes; Dothideales; Saccotheciaceae
Exons: 1
Coding region: 1-498 (165 amino acids)
Source: RefSeq, a predicted model, not a curated record
AUGAAGCCUUCAACCAUGAUACUACCUGCUUUCUUCGCAUUGCAUGUAAGCGCAGCACCAACAUACUACCAGCCACCACUUCUCAACACGACGACAUCCAUCAACUCUACUAGCAGCGACUUCAACCCUCUACCACCGUCAUCAUGUCUUGCCAAACUGGAAGGAACUCUCAAAGACCUCACCAGUUCAACCUUGUCCAUUCUGCUCGGAUCUUCAACCACUAUGCUCGGCUAUGCUUUCUGCGGAAUGACCAUGCCAGCAGAGACCUGGGAGACCUGUACAGACUAUGCCGUAAUUGCUGGCAGUGUUGUUGGUCUCAGUCACCUGGCGAUGUGGAAGUUUCCUGAGAUCCUCGACGAUCUGAACAUGUACGAUACAACUGUCAGACCUUGGGAGCAGGCUCCUGCCGCCUGGGGGUUGAAUGAAGGUCCGAAUGGCAAAGUUGAAGUCAAGCCUCGUGUGGAGCUGCCGAAAGCCAACUUAGGAGCAUGGCCUUGA